UCACAUCUCGGAGACAGAGAGGGAGUGAAGGCACACUGAAGACAGGAAAGCGACUGGUUAGAAUUUAAGGAGAGUAACUUAAUCGACGGUGGAAGAUGAGGACGCUGUUGUUGCUGUGUCUGUGCGUUCUUGCGGCCUUGGCUCAGGACGAUAUGAUGUAUGACGAUUAUGACCAGACGGAUACUGCAGGCUCAUCUGGAGCGGCGGCAAAUGCUUCAGUAGACGCUCGUGGUCAUCGUCCAACAACUGGGCGAAGGGACAGAUACAACGCACCCCGGCACAAUCCUUCACCCGUUGGCGGUGCCAGCAGGUAUCGUGGCCGGCCCCCCACUGGAUCAGUCAAACCAGCGCCACAAGUGAAGAAGGAGCAGCCUGACGCUGGAGGAUGCACUCAUGCCUCAGAGGAAAUGGGUGUUUUGUGUCCAACUGGCUGUGAGCUGAAGACCACUCUGGUGAAGCAAGAGAGGAACGUCAGAACGAGCGUCAAUGAGCUGAAGCCUCAGGUUUAUGAUUUGUCCCGGUCCACCAACAACGUCUUAGACUAUGUCAACAACAUCCAAAACUCUCUCAGGGAGAGGCAGAGGAUCGUCAAUGACAACAACAGGGUGGUGGGUCAGUUCACUGACAACGUGGAAGAACAACAUGUCUACAUCAAAGACAUCGUCGAUACCGUCUUCCCUUCCAACAUCAGAAUCCUACAGGGUGUUCUGGACAAGAUCAGGUUGAAGAUCCAGAACCUUGAGAAAGCCAUCCAGACCCAGAGGGAGGAGUGCAAGGAGCCGUGCACCACCAAAUGUCCCAUACCAGUGGUGUCUGGUAAGGAGUGUGAGGACAUCUUCCGUCGGGGAGGAAGAGACUCACAGAUGUACAUGAUCCAGCCUGAUGCUUUCUACCCGGCAUACAAGGUCUACUGUGAUCAGACCACCCAGAAUGGAGGAUGGCUUCUCCUCCAGAACAGGCUUGAUGGAAGUGUUGACUUUGGUCGCCGCUGGGAUGAUUACCGACGUGGUUUUGGCAACAUUGCCUUCGAUACUGGCAAGGGUCACUGUAACAUUCCUGGUGAAUACUGGUUGGGUAACGACCGCAUCAGUCAGGUGACUAAAAUGGGCCCCACUGAAGUUCUCAUUGAGAUGGAGGAUUGGACAGGAGCUAAGGUCCACGCUAAGUAUCAACAGUUCACAGUUCAAGCAGAGACCACCAACUACAUCCUGGCUGUCGAUGGCUACUCUGGUAAUGCUGGAAACGGUUUCCUGGAAGGAUCCUUGGAGCUCUUUGGUGAAAACCGCACCAUGACCAUUCACAAUGGCAUGAUGUUCAGCACCUACGACAGAGACAAUGACAACUGGAUUCCAGGUGAUCCCACCAAACAGUGCGCCAGAGAAGAUGGAGGUGGCUGGUGGUACAACCGCUGUCACUCGGCCAAUCCCAACGGUCGAUACUACAUCGGCGGCGCCUACAAUGCUCAUAUGGCCAAGCACGGCACAGAUGACGGCGUGGUGUGGAUGAACUGGAAGGGAAGCUGGUAUUCGCUCAAGGCCAUCAGCAUGAAGAUGCGGCCUUACUUCCCCCCAAACUAAUUGUGCGAGGGGACAGGCACAUGCAUAUAACAUACAGGGCACUGCCAAAAUAAAAGACACCAAACUAAACUGGACUGAAAUGUUCUCAGUUUGAAACUAUCAAAGUGCAUUUGUAUUGUCAUUCUCAUGUGUUCUUUAGUUUGGCAGUAGCCUUUAUGUAGAUAGAUGCACACAUUUACAACUGACUGAAUCAGGACAUGUGGAGUGAAAGUUAAAAUACAACUAAUACUAGUAACAAUGUACCAGUUAUGCGUGAAUGUGCUGCCAUCUGUCUGCUCUUGUUAUAUGUCAUGUCUUCAGUGUGCACUACAAGGAUGAGUUGAUUCAAACCGUCCUCUGCUACUCAAUAAACAUGUUGAGGUACCUA
This is a messenger RNA of Cheilinus undulatus (humphead wrasse), 1944 nucleotides long. RefSeq names its product fibrinogen beta chain (gene fgb). Gene Ontology annotation, biological process: blood coagulation; platelet activation; protein polymerization. NCBI's taxonomy places the organism in Eukaryota, Metazoa, Chordata, Actinopteri, Labriformes, Labridae. Bases 96 to 1577 code for a protein of 493 amino acids. Gene Ontology annotation, molecular function: signaling receptor binding. The record is from RefSeq and is a predicted model, not a curated record. The transcript has 13 exons. Gene Ontology annotation, cellular component: fibrinogen complex.